ACUGUAAACCCUUCCUGUUUUCCUUUCCCUUCUCUGUUCUGUUUUCCCGAUAAACACAAACACAGUUUCUCAUAAACCCUUCUUCCGCAUUGAAUCUUCAAUUCAUCAAUCAUUCUAAUCAAAUUCUUCUUCAAAAAUCCUUAUCAAUGUUCUUCCAUAAGCUUUUCUCCCGUGUUCCAGUUACCAUUUCCGGAACCUCGAUUCUCUCAGCUCCGCGAAUCCCUCAACAACACUUCCACAACUUCUCCAAUCAAUUACAUUCCCUCAUCAUUCCUCAUUCUACCAACAAGCUAUUUCCAGUUCAAGUCAAUUUCUUAUGUCCAUCUAUAAAUUCAUCAACUUCAAAAUUUGGAUUUUCUUCAUCAGCCUCAGUUGAAACAGAAGGGAAAGAAGGGAAUAAUGUGCAUAAUGGCAAUUUCACAAGUGCUGACCCUGCAAAAACAAGUGAAGAAGCAGAGGAAAUUGAUCAGCCUGGACAAGCCAAGUCUGCAGAUCAAACAGAAGAAUCAGGUUCUAUUUCAGCAGAUUCACAUUCUCAAACUGUCAAAAGGAGGAGGAGGAGUAUUAAACGAACUGCUUUUUCUGAUUCAGAUUCAGAUAGUGAAUCGGAUCUAUCCAGGGAUGAUUUGAUUAAGCUUGUAGCUGAGAAGGAAGAACUUUUGAAACUAAAGAAAAAAGAGAUUGAGAAAAUGCAAGAUAAAGUUCUCCGUACUUACGCUGAAAUGGAGAAUGUCAUGGACAGGACUAGACGUGAAGCAGAGAAUUCAAGGAAAUUCGCUAUACAGAAUUUCGCAAAGAGUUUACUUGAUGUUGCGGAUAAUUUGGGAAGAGCUUCAUCAGUUGUAAAAGAAAGUUUUUCCAAAAUUGAUACGUCAAGUGACUCCUCCGCUGAAGCGGUGAAACUCCUGAAGACACUUCUGGAAGGUGUUGAAAUGACUGAGAAACAACUUUCAGAGGCACUUAAAAAGUUUGGUGUAGAAAAAUUUGACCCUACAAAUGAGCCCUUUGAUCCACAUAGGCAUAACGCAGUCUUCAAAGUUCCUGACGGUUCCAAGCCCCCAGGCACUGUUGCAGCUGUGCUGAAGGCAGGAUAUUUGCUUCAUGAUCGUGUUAUUCGGCCAGCGGAAGUUGGUGUAACCCAAGCAAAAGAAAAUGGCAAUUCAGCUGAAUGAUGGUAAAGAUAAUAUAGCUGAUAAGGAUUCGUAUGAUUAAGAGAUUCCUGAGGGGCAUCUUAUUGGAUAUCAUGCAACGUUUCCUUCAAAGUGCAUCAGAAGCAUUGCAAUCUUCCUUACUUGCUACCUUAAUUGCAUGUGAAUUUCAAUUCAUCGUUGACUGUAAUGGUAUCAGAAUUUUGAUUCAUCAUUGAUUGUAAAUUUGCAUUUCUAUCAUAAAAGGGUUGUUUGGCAAGACAAAUAAGUUAGCUUAUGACUUGUAGUUUAUAAACUCAUGACUAAAAAAUACAUGUUUGGUAGCGGGCAUUUCAUCAUUUUUCA
Molecule: messenger RNA, 1493 nt
Organism: Medicago truncatula (barrel medic)
Lineage: Eukaryota; Viridiplantae; Streptophyta; Magnoliopsida; Fabales; Fabaceae
Product: grpE protein homolog 2, mitochondrial
Exons: 5
Coding region: 147-1172 (341 amino acids)
Biological process (GO): protein folding; protein import into mitochondrial matrix
Cellular component (GO): PAM complex, Tim23 associated import motor
Molecular function (GO): adenyl-nucleotide exchange factor activity; protein homodimerization activity; protein-folding chaperone binding
Source: RefSeq, a predicted model, not a curated record